CGCUUCUAUGCUUCAAUCGUCCAACAUUCUGAUAAAACUGACUUAGGUUAGGUUAUGCAAUUUCAAGACUCCAAAUAGACACACAGAUUUAUGACUCGUCAAAUAUAUGGAAUAGAUUACAGCUUGUCGUGUAUAAAGAUUCAAAGAAUAAAUAAGACGUUUGUUUCGAAUCUUGAUGCCCGCCACAAUGAUUAUCCGCGUUAGCCGAUUUGCUUCCCAAAUGUGCAAGCGAAGCAAAAGGCUCGACGAUUAUCAAAAAUACACGAUCAGACACAGCUGCACCCGAACGAAUCACAAGAUAUUAGAACGCCUAAACGAUCGAUGCUUACUACAUGUGAGCGGCAAUGAGUCGUCCGAUUUCUUGCAAGGAUUAAUCACAAACGAUAUGAAGCACCUGGAAGAAGGUGCCUCCAACAUCUACACCUUGUUCUUGAACGUCAAAGGUCGAGUGUUGUACGACGCUAUAAUAUACAAGAGCGAGAAAAGCAGUUCGUAUUACCUAGAAUGUGACUCGCAAAUCGCCGAGUCUUUGCAAAGACACCUCAGAUUGUAUCGCGUGAAACGAAAGAUAGACGUGGAACAUACAGGUGACAAAAUCAACAUCUGGACGAUGUUCGAUUCAAGCAGCCGUUUCGAUCAUGGAUCGGCCGCGCUGGAUGAGAAUGGCAAACGCAAGGUUGAAGGGAUGAUCUUUCCGUGUGGCACGCUAAACAAUAAAGCUAGCAAGUUCGUCGACAACAUCAUGAUCUUCGAGGAUCCCAGACUACCUGAUCUAGGCCUAAGGAUUUUAGCCGAGUCGCAUAUCGGGACACACGAUAUAAUCAAGCACUUGGACGACGACGUGAUCUCAUCGGAAAACGCCAGUGACUACAGAGCGUUUCGAUAUAAACUAGGAGUGGGCGAAGGUGUGCAAGAUCUGCCACCCGGGAAAGCGUUGCCUCUGGAGAUCAAUUGCGAUUAUCUACAUGGCGUCAGCUUUCACAAGGGCUGCUACAUCGGUCAGGAACUAACGGCGCGCACAUAUCACACUGGCGUGGUAAGGAAACGGCUGAUGCCCUUGACGUUUGAAAACAUCGCAGAUAAACCGCUGUCAUACGACGAGAAAAUCCUCGAUCAGUCCGGCAACGUGGUGGGAAAGUUUCGGGGCUACACCGAGAAGCAUGGAUUGGGCUUGAUGCGUAUCAACGAAUCUCUGAGUGCUCAGCAGCUGAAUGUAGCGGGUGUGAACGUGAAAGUGACGAAACCCGCUUGGUGGCCUCAAGAGCCUCAGAAGGAGACAAUCUCUGCUAAAGAUACGUAGUGAUGUGAGGAGGACCUGAUGAAAAUCGCAUGUUAUAUUGACGGAUUGUCGUUACGAAGGCACAGAGAAUCAUAAUAGUCACAUGGAAUUGUGUGUUAUAUAGAGCAUAUAAAAUCAAAGUCAAAGCGAUAUUAUGUUAAAAAACCGACAGAGUACGCCAUGUAUUAUACUUGUUUGGACUCUACUUCUUGUUAAUUUGUAGGACGGAAGAAUCCGUUGACGUGCCAGCGGGCGAAUCCAGCGGACGAGGUGA
Molecule: messenger RNA, 1553 nt
Organism: Harpegnathos saltator (Jerdon's jumping ant)
Lineage: Eukaryota; Metazoa; Arthropoda; Insecta; Hymenoptera; Formicidae
Product: putative transferase CAF17 homolog, mitochondrial
Exons: 2
Coding region: 176-1300 (374 amino acids)
Biological process (GO): iron-sulfur cluster assembly
Cellular component (GO): mitochondrial matrix
Molecular function (GO): protein binding
Source: RefSeq, a predicted model, not a curated record